AUGACGAGGUCUAUCUUUACAACCGUGACGUUUUCCGUCACCAUCGCCGUUAUCUUCAUCGUCAUCUUCCUCCCGUUUCCUGCAACCGCCUUAGGCUCAGGCUCAACUUAUGCCGUCGUCUACGGCUCCAACACCGUAUGCGCCUUAAUUUCUGGCCAGCCCACACAGCGCAUCCUCUGUUACGACACGCGCGUUCGAACCGCCUUCACUCUGAAUCCCGGAGUCUCCUUCUCCUCACUCGCCGCCGGAGAUAACUUCCUCUGCGGCAUACGCUCCGGUGGUUACAGCCUUCUCUGCUGGGAUAACAUCGGCAGCUACCCUCUCAAUCCAAAGCGAAUCUACCAAAAUGACACCGUCUUGCUGGACAAUCUCUCCGUCGGCGACAGCCAAAUCUGCGCCACUGUUAACGGCACGAACGUCCCAAAAUGCUGGAGAAGUGAUCGAUCAACGCCCACGAACGAAAGAUUCCGGUCAAUUACAUCCGGCGUUGGUUUCUCCUGCGGCGUCUCAACUCAAGAUAACCGAAUCAUCUGCUGGGGAAGAGAUCAGCUGAAAUCGGGUCGGAUCCAAACCGGAUUCGGAAACACGUCGAUGAUAAGCAUAUCCGCAGGAGAGUCACACGCCUGUGGAUUAAACUCCACCGGGAAUUUAAUCUGCAUCGGAAACAACGAUUCUGGGCAGCUCAAUGUUCCUUCGAAUCAACCUUACCAUUACUCAAAGCUCUCUCUCGGAUCGAAUUUCACUUGCGCGACGCGAAAUUCGAACAACUCUGUUACUUGCUGGGGAGGAGGAGCAGAGCGAUUCAACAAUGUCACCGAAGGAAUCUCGUUCGAGUCAAUUUCUUCCGGGCCGGGACUAAUUUGUGGGUUAAUCUCCGGUAAUCUCUCCGUUAUGUGUUGGAGCCCAUCCAAUUUCUCGAGAAUCUUUCUCCCUUUCCCAGAUAUUUUACCAGGCCCUUGCGUCGAAUCAUCUCUCUGCUCUUGCGGUGUGUAUCCACAAUCCGAUAAGCUCUGCUCCGGUUCUGGUUCGAUAUGCAGCUCAUGCCCGAUCCCAACUCUGGCGAAUCCUCCAAGCCAAUCACUUCCGCCGCCACCGUUAGCUCCAUCACCGAAUUCGUCUCCGUCGAAAGCGUUAACAAGAGGAUUAUUAGCGUUUGGAAUCGUUGGAUCGAUAGGAGCAGUCGCAGGGAUCUGCACUGUGGUUUACUGUUUAUGGACUGGAGUUUGCUUGGGGAAGAAGAAAGUUCACAACUCAGUCCAACCGACGAUAACCCGCGGCGGCUCAACUAGCCGGUCCAACAGUUCGCCGCCUUCUCGGUCGUUAACCAUCAGACGUCAAGGAUCGAGAAUGCUUUCGAUGAGGAGGCAGAGAAGCGGGACAUCGUCGAUGAAACACGGGGAUAAAGCCGAAGAGUUCUCCUUCUCGGAGCUCGCUUCCGCCACCGGAAACUUCUCUCCGGAGAACAAAAUCGGUUCCGGAAGCUUCGGCGUUGUUUACAGGGGCAAACUCAGCGACGGGAGAGAAGUGGCGAUCAAACGCGGCGAAGUAAACGCGAAACUGAAGAAAUUCCAGGAGAAAGAAACCGCGUUCGACUCAGAAAUCGCGUUUCUAUCGAGGCUUCAUCACAAGCACUUGGUGAGGCUCGUCGGAUACUGCGAAGAGAGGGAAGAGAGACUUCUCGUCUACGAUUACAUGAAGAACGGUGCGCUUUACGAUCAUCUCCACGACAAGAACAACGUCGGAAAACACAGCAGUCUGAUCAACUCGUGGAAAAUGCGGAUCAAAAUCGCGUUAGACGCGGCUAGAGGAAUCGAGUAUCUACACAAUUACGCGGUCCCGCCGAUUAUUCACAGAGAUAUCAAGUCGUCUAACAUCUUGCUCGACUCGAAUUGGGUCGCUCGGGUUUCGGAUUUCGGGUUAUCAUUAAUGGGUCCGGAAUUGGGGAAAGAUCAUCACCACCUUCCGAUGAAAGCUGCGGGAACCGUCGGAUACAUCGAUCCGGAAUAUUACAGUCUCAAUGUUUUGACGGAUAAGAGCGACGUGUACGGGCUUGGAGUUGUAUUGUUAGAGUUGUUGACGGGUAAAAGAGCGAUUUUUAAGAGCGAUGAGGGUGAUGUGGAAGAAGGGUGUGUUCCGGUGCACUUGGUGGAUUAUUCAGUGCCGGCGAUAACGGGGGAUGAGUUGGGUCGGAUUUUGGAUCCUAGAGUUGGAACGCCGGGGUUAGGAGAAGGAGAUGCGGUGGAGCUGGUGGCUUAUACGGCGAUGCACUGUGUGAAUGCGGAGGGGAGAAACAGGCCGACAAUGACUGACAUUGUCGGGAAUUUGGAGAGGGCAUUGGAAUUGUUUGGGGAUAGUCAUGGGAGUAUCUCUAGUGGUGGCAUUUGUUCUAUUGUCUCCGAUUAA
Messenger RNA from Microthlaspi erraticum, 2403 nucleotides. The record is from the annotation of a GenBank genome assembly. Lineage: Eukaryota; Viridiplantae; Streptophyta; Magnoliopsida; Brassicales; Brassicaceae.